Messenger RNA from Cavenderia fasciculata, 1929 nucleotides. RefSeq names its product phosphoenolpyruvate carboxykinase. Bases 1 to 1929 code for a protein of 642 amino acids. The transcript is spliced from 2 exons. The record is from RefSeq and is a predicted model, not a curated record. Lineage: Eukaryota; Evosea; Eumycetozoa; Acytosteliales; Cavenderiaceae. Gene Ontology annotation, molecular function: GTP binding; manganese ion binding; phosphoenolpyruvate carboxykinase (GTP) activity. Gene Ontology annotation, biological process: response to starvation; cellular response to glucose stimulus; propionate catabolic process. Gene Ontology annotation, cellular component: cytosol.
AUGUAUAAAUUAAUUAAACCAUCAACUACUGCACUAUCAUAUUACUCCAAGUCUAGCAGUCAUUUGUUAGUUGGAGUUCAACAGAAUCAAUUUGUAUCAGCUGGUAAAAGAUUCUUUUCAAUCGAUCAACUCAAACAACAAACCAAGAAUCAAAAGUUGAUCAACUGGGUUGAAGAACAAGCCAAACUAUGUCAACCUGACAAGAUUCACAUUUGUGAUGGUACUGAAGAAGAAUUUCACAGAUUAACAAAUGAUUUGGUUGAUCAAGGAGUAUUAACAAAAUUAAAUUCAAAAAGACCAAAUAGUUUUUUGGCAAGAUCCGAUCCAAAUGAUGUAGCACGUGUAGAAUCGAGAACCUAUAUUUGUACCAAGAACAAGGACGAUGCAGGCCCAAACAACAACUGGAUGGCACCCAAUGACAUGAAAGAGACGCUCAAGCCAUUGUUUAAUGGCUCGAUGAAGGGUCGUACCAUGUAUGUGAUGCCGUACAGCAUGGGUCCAUUGGGAUCGCCCAUUUCACACAUUGGUGUGCAGAUUACAGACUCGCCAUUUGUAGUUGCCAACAUGAAGAUUAUGACUCGUAUGGGCCAACAAGUACUCGACAAGUUGGGUGCCAACGGCACGUUUGUACCAUGUUUGCACUCGGUCGGUGCUCCAUUGGCCAAGGGAGAAAAGGACUCUUUGUGGCCCUGUAACCCUACCAAAUACAUUGUUCACUAUCCCGAGGAACGUGCCAUUGUUUCGUUUGGUAGCGGGUAUGGAGGAAAUGCUCUGUUGGGUAAAAAAUGCUUUUCUCUGAGAAUAGCAUCGAGUAUGGCCAAGGAGGACGGAUGGCUCGCCGAGCACAUGCUGAUCCUUGGUAUCACCAGUCCAAAGGGUGAGAAAAAGUACAUUGCCGCCGCGUUCCCAUCGGCUUGUGGAAAGACCAAUUUGGCCAUGAUGACGCCCACUAUACCGGGCUGGACCGUCGAGACGGUGGGAGACGACAUUUGCUGGAUGAAGUUUGGUCCAGACGGCAAACUGUACGCUAUCAACCCGGAAAAUGGGUUCUUUGGUGUGGCACCAGGCACGAGCACAUCGUCCAACCCCAACGCCCUAAAGGCAAUCAAUCGCAACACGAUCUUUACCAAUGUUGCAUUGACACCCGACAAUGACGUGUGGUGGGAGGGUCUGGGAACUGCUCCACAAAAGGCGAUUGACUGGACGGGCAAGGAAUGGACACCUGCAUCGGGUCGUCCCGCAGCACACCCCAACUCGCGUUUCACCGCACCAGUCAGCCAGUGUCCAUCGAUUGACCCCAAGUGGAACGAUCCUCAAGGUGUCCCCAUCUCUGCCAUUAUCUUUGGUGGACGUCGUGCUUCCACUGUCCCACUCGUCUACCAAGCAUUCGACUGGCGCCACGGUACCUUUAUGGGUGCUAGUACUGCAUCCGAGUUGACAGCCGCCGCUGAAGGUUCGGUUGGUACCCUUCGUCACGACCCAUUUGCCAUGCUCCCAUUCUGUGGUUACAACAUGGGUGACUAUUUCACACAUUGGUUGUCGAUGGAGCAACGCACCAACUCUGCCAAAAACCUGCCCAAGAUCUUUUACGUCAACUGGUUCCGUAAAAACAAACAAGGCAAGUUCCUCUGGCCUGGAUUUGGUGAAAACUCGCGUGUCCUCAAAUGGAUCUUUGAACGUUGCAAUGCCAAGGGUGAAGAAGGUGCCCAAAUCGCCCCCAUUGGCUACAUCCCCGAACAAGACUCGCUCGACGUCAAGGGUCUCGACAUUUCCAAAGACAACCUUCGUGAAUUAUUCACCAUUGACAAAAAGGAAUGGCUCAAUGAUCUCUCUUCAAUGAAAAAGUAUUGUUCUCAAUUUGGUCCAAGAUUACCAAAAGAAAUUAAUAAUCAAAUGUCUGAUCUUGAAAAAAGAUUAUUAGAUUAUUAA